GCGCUGCUCCUCGCUCCACGAUGCUCCUCGGACCAUAAACACUCCGCUCACCUGCUCCAGAGGAGAGAGGAGGCACAGACACGGACUUGCUUUGUGCUUUUUUGGCUCUCCCCUCAGGAGACAGAGAGAGAGAAUAAAGAAGGAGAGAGCGAGAAAAGCGACCCAGAGGAGGCAAAGGCAGAGGGGAUUGUGGAAUAGACCAAAGCCGUCCUCACCAUUUAAGAGGAUUGCGUUGCUCUGCUACUAACGCCGCUUUCGUUGCAGACGGCCAACCGUCACGAUGUCCUCGUGUGGGAAGGAAAACAGCGCUGCCCUGCACGCCAGUUACGUGGGACCGUACCGUUUGGAGAAGACCCUCGGGAAAGGGCAGACAGGUUUGGUGAAGCUCGGGGUGCACUGUGUCACAUGUCAGAAAGUCGCCAUAAAGAUUGUCAACCGGGAGAAACUCAGCGAAUCUGUUUUAAUGAAGGUGGAGAGAGAAAUCGCUAUUCUCAAGCUAAUAGAACACCCACACGUUUUAAAGUUGCACGAUGUCUACGAAAAUAAGAAGUAUUUGUAUUUGGUUUUAGAGCAUGUGUCUGGGGGAGAGUUGUUUGACUAUCUGGUGAAAAAAGGGAGGUUAACACCCAAAGAGGCGCGCAAGUUCUUCAGACAGAUCAUCUCUGCUCUUGAUUUCUGCCAGAGUCACUCCAUAUGCCACAGGGACCUGAAGCCUGAGAACCUGCUGCUAGAUGAAAAGAACAACAUUAGGAUAGCAGACUUCGGCAUGGCCUCUCUGCAGGUGGGGGACAGCCUCUUGGAGACCAGCUGUGGGUCACCUCAUUACGCCUGUCCUGAAGUCAUCCGGGGGGAGAAAUACGAUGGGAGAAAAGCAGAUGUAUGGAGCUGUGGGGUCAUUCUGUUUGCUCUCUUGGUGGGAGCCCUGCCAUUUGAUGACGAUAAUUUACGGAACUUGUUAGAAAAAGUGAAGCUGGGAGUGUUUCACAUGCCGCACUUCAUUCCACCAGACUGCCAGAACCUUCUACGAGGGAUGAUAGAGGUGGACGCUAGCAAACGACUAACGUUAGAACAGAUCCAGAAGCACACGUGGUACAUUGGGGGGAAGAACGAACCGGAACCCGAGCAGCCUGUGCCGAGGAAGGUGGCCAUCAGAAGCCUGCCAUCGGCCGACGACAUCGACCCCGACGUGCUGGAGAGCAUGCACUCGCUUGGCUGCUUCCGGGACAAGAACAAGCUGAUGAAGGACCUGUUGUCGGAUGAUGACAACCAGGAGAAGAUGAUCUAUUUCCUCCUGCUGGACCGGAAAGAGAGGUACCCCAGCCAUGAAGACCAAAACCUCCCCCCACGCAAUGACAUAGAUCCCCCAAGAAAGCGAGUAGACUCCCCCAUGUUGAACCGACAUGGCAAGAGGAGGCCGGAGCGUAAGUCCAUGGAGGUGCUGAGCGUGACGGAUGGAGGAUCACCUGUGCCAGCACGACGAGCCAUCGACAUGACACAGCACGGACAGAGAUCACGCUCAAUCAGCGGAGCUUCAUCGGGUCUCUCCACCAGCCCGCUCAGUAGUCCACGGGUGACCCCCCACCCCUCCCCCAGGGGCAGUCCUCUCCCCACCCCCAAAGGGACGCCCGUCCACACGCCCAAGGAGAGCCCAGCAGGCACCCCGACCCCAACGCCCCCUCCCAGCCCCUCCAUCGGGGGCAUGCCCUGGAGGACACGCCUCAACUCCAUCAAAAACAGCUUCUUGGGCUCGCCGCGCUUCCACCGCAGGAAACUGCAAGUUCCGACCCAAGAGGAGAUGUCCAGCCUCACACCAGAGUCUUCCCCAGAACUUGCCAAAAAGUCAUGGUUUGGUAACUUUAUCAACCUGGAGAAAGAGGAGCAGAUCUUCGUGGUGAUUAAGGACAAGCCUCUGAGCUCCAUUAAAGCCGACAUAGUGCAAGCCUUUCUGUCGAUUCCAAGUCUCAGUCACAGUGUGAUUUCUCAGACGAGUUUUCGGGCGGAGUAUAAGUCCACAGCGGGCCCCACUGUCUUCCAGAAGCCUGUGAAGUUCCAGGUGGACAUCACCUACACAGAGAGCAGCACAGCCACCAAGGAGAAUGGCAUCUACUCCGUCACCUUCACCCUGCUCUCAGGUCCAAGCCGGCGCUUUAAGCGAGUGGUGGAGACAAUCCAGACACAGUUGUUAAGCACACAUGACCAACCAGGGGUCCAGCAGCUGGCUGGAAUUAUCCAGAAAAGCUAUUAACACCCCCGCUCCCCUGCUCCACCUGCGCCCGCACUGACCCACACUCGUUGACAGAGGGCGCUGUUCGACGCGAGCCAAUUUCCGAGGAAACCAGACGCUUCAUCCUUCCUCACCUUCCCUCUCUCCAAAUGCCUCCGUGCUGCUUCUUGAGGAAAACACACGCUCACAUGAUCACACGCUCUCCUCUCCUACCUGUCCACCCUUUCCUCGUCCGAACUUAGACACACAAGCGUGUACUCACAAGGAACUGUGCGAUACGCCUUCACCCUGCUGAACCACAUAACACACACAUACACAGACACACACAUGGACGUGCACAACUCUGGGAUUUACUCAAAAAGAAAAAAAAGAGAAAUGGGGAGAAAAGACAUACGGAUUGUCCCAAGGGGAUGGAAACUCUUCACAGAUUGUAUUGUGCCCUUUUUUUCCCUUUCAAUGUUGACUUUCUUUUCAAUGAGCUGGGUUCGUUCAAUCUAAAAGCACUGCUGCAAAGGACUGAAAUGCUUAUUCCAGUAGGGGUGGGGUGGGUGGGGGGGUAAUAUUAAGAGGAAUGAUGUAGAGGUUAAUGAGAUUAUACUAAUGAAUGAUUUGUUCUGUUGUACAGACCAAUACACUUCUUAUGUAUAACAAAAUGUCUAGAUGUAAUACUAAUGUUUAGUUCUGUUGUAGAUUCAGAUUCAAUCUUGUGCUGCCACAUGACAUUUUUCCUUGUAUUUUAUUGUUCAUUUAUGAAACGUUUUGUUUCACUUGACCUUAUUUCAGAGUAGCCGUUACACUGAAGCUAGAGCUCCAUGAUCAUUCCGCCUGUUUUAUGGUUCAUAUCUCAUGUUGAUUACCAGCAGUAGAACACGGAGGACAGAGGUGUUUAAUACAUACGUGGAUAUUUUUGUAUUUUCUUCCUUAUUUAUUCAU
Colossoma macropomum (tambaqui) is the source of this 3157-nucleotide messenger RNA. It is a transcript of the gene brsk2a, whose product is annotated as BR serine/threonine kinase 2a. The transcript is spliced from 19 exons. The record is from RefSeq and is a predicted model, not a curated record. Gene Ontology annotation, molecular function: ATP binding; tau-protein kinase activity; protein serine/threonine kinase activity. Gene Ontology annotation, biological process: intracellular signal transduction; microtubule cytoskeleton organization; protein phosphorylation. The coding region runs from base 281 to 2245 and encodes 654 amino acids. Gene Ontology annotation, cellular component: cytoplasm. Lineage: Eukaryota; Metazoa; Chordata; Actinopteri; Characiformes; Serrasalmidae.